Messenger RNA from Rotaria sordida, 1194 nucleotides. The record is from the annotation of a GenBank genome assembly. NCBI's taxonomy places the organism in Eukaryota, Metazoa, Rotifera, Eurotatoria, Philodinida, Philodinidae.
AUGCCUAGGCGUAAAGGUUGCUGUGGAUUCUGCAAACCACCUCCUCAAAUACAGCAGCAAACUGCCACCACAAUUUAUGUGGAAAAAGAUGAAGAAAAAAAAAAGAAGGCCUUUGGCUUUAUUGAGAUUUAUCCAGGUGUUCGUACAUCGGAUGAUAAAUAUACUUGUCCAAUGCUUGCUAUUCAUCUCUAUCGUCAUUCACUAUUCAAAGGUAACAUGGCUGAAGACAAACGAACGGUCACCGUCGAUUAUAAUAAUGAACAACAAGCUUAUCAAGGUCCACGAGAAUUAACAAGAGCAGCAAAACUCAGUGCUGAAGAAGAACUCAUAAUGCUUCCAGUUGAAGAUAUAAUACUAAUUAGCACUAAAACAGAAAUUGAAGCAGGCAUUGCAGCUGAUGUCAAGGCAGAGAUUGAACCUAUUUAUAAGUUAAGUGAAAACUGUUGUGAUCGUUGUUGUGAUAGUAUACUCAAUUGUUGUCGUAAAACUUGUGAUUUUUGUGGCUGCUGUCGAAAGGAAACCAAAGUUGUUCCUUUUCUUCAGAAAACGACAACAAUUUUAUAUGAUCAAGAUCCGAAUCAAGAUAUUGAGUUUGAAGAAGAACAUCUACCUAUUCCAGAGGUGAAAGAAGGUUGUUGUACUAGCUGUUGUAAUUGCUUUCGUUGUUGGUGCUGUCGAAUUAAAGUGUUAGUUGAUCGCAUUAAACGAACAAAGACCGUAAAAGCACGAAACGCAAAACGUGUAAUUACAAUUAAAAUUGAAUACAGCAAGUACAGUAAUCCUGAUACACCUUCGAAUGCACGUCUACUUAAUGCUGAACAACAGGCAGCUUACUACAAUCAGAAAUUUGAACGGAAUAAAGAAUUAGAGUUCUAUUUGGUCAGCAACGAACAAUUCGAUUCAGACAGUUUUAAACAAAAAAGUAAUGAAUUUGAAACCUUCUGUCGAACAGUGAUGCAUUUGAAAGCAAUGAGAAAUCAUUAUCCAUCAGACACUGAAUUAGAACAGAUUCUUGGUCAACGACCAAAAACAGCAAUUGGUGAUGCAUUUGAUGAAGAAAAACUACUAAAUGCGUUAAAGGCGCCGCCAAAAGAAGGAAAAGAUAGUCGAAAUCGAGGGCUACCUCAAUCACCAAAACCGCUAGACAAUUCACGAAAGCGGCCCAAAACACCAGACAGCAAUAAAGAACCAUAG